Molecule: messenger RNA, 1563 nt
Organism: Perkinsus marinus ATCC 50983
Lineage: Eukaryota; Perkinsozoa; Perkinsida; Perkinsidae
Product: NADPH cytochrome P450, putative
Exons: 11
Coding region: 1-1563 (520 amino acids)
Biological process (GO): response to oxidative stress
Molecular function (GO): FMN binding; oxidoreductase activity
Source: RefSeq, a predicted model, not a curated record
AUGGUCCUGGAUACAGAGGGCUAUGCUAAUACUGGCGGCCAGAAGUCCAAGGCCACGCAGAUCUCGGCCGUUCAGAAGUUCGCCACUGAUGGGUACAGGCGACCUAAGAAGAACCUAGCGGAAAUGUUUAUGGGUUACGGUAAUGUCUAUGUGGCCAGCAUUGCUGUUGGUGCCUCACCGAGCCAGUCUGUGAAGGCCCUUAUCGAGGCCGACUCGUACGCAGGGCCGUCCGUUGUCCUUACCUAUUCCCCAUGUAUCGAACAUAAGAUUAAAUUCCCACGGGGUCUCAGUAGACUGGCUGACGAGAUGACCAAAGCCGUCAACUCUGGGUAUUGGCCACUCUUCCGCUAUGAUCCUGCUAAGAUCUCGGCUGGUGUCAACCCAUUCGUCCUGGAUGCCCCUAAGAAACUCGUUGGUAAGGUACAUGACUUCACAGAAUUGGAGGACCGGUUUGGUGCUCUGGAGAGGACCCAUCCUGAUGAUGCCAGAAGGUUGGCGGAGGAACUACAGACUCACGUCACGAACAAUUUCGAGGCCCUUCGCCGUCGUCAUCUGGAGGGAGCUCGAGCCUCUACUAUGCUCAUUCGCGUGGGGGUAUCCCCGACCAUGGGAGGAGGCCAGGACGAUGAUGCUACUGCCUGUCAUAGAGUGCUUAUCGUCUAUGCUUCGGACACGGGGAACACGGCUGAACUGGCCAACAGGUUCGGCAAUAUGUGCCGGUCUAGAGGGGUGGCAGUAGAUGGGGUAUUGGACAUGUCAGAGGUCGACUCUCUGUCCCAGCUACCAACAGGGACCGGAUCCACUCUGGUGGUGAUGACCAGUACCGUCGGGGAAGGCGAUCUUCCUCCAACAGCAGUGGCCUUCAAGGCAAUGCUUGACUCAGCUGAGGAGGGGUCUCUAGCCACUACACGAGUGAUGUUAUUCGGUCUGGGGGAUAGCUCAUACCAUCAUUUCUGUGGAGCUGCUGUGGCCCUGGAGAAGUCCCUCCAGAGAGCAGGGACAGUGAAGGUUGCCCCGACAGGUUUCGGUGACGACCAAGCUGAGGAUAAGUUCGAGACUGGGUUCGAGCAGUGGACGCCUACUGCAUGGCCGGCCCUGGAUGCCCCACAGGACGAGAUUAUUGAGGACCCUACGGCCGUACCCCCGUCCUGUUAUUCGGUUAUGGAAGUUGCCCCUCCACCCAUUGAGAUCGAUAAGGGGGCGCUCCUAGCAUCCUCCUCUCCACCAGGUGAGCACGAAGCUUCGGUUGGGGAAGGAUCGCCUGUCGGUUCAGGCACGUUCCCACUCAGAGUGAGCUCUAAUACUAGGUUGACCCCAGAAGGCUAUGACCGUACAGUUAACCAUGUUUGCCUGGGGGUCUACGAGGAUAUUGACGGCCGUUCUCAUCACGACCUUUCCUACCACCUCGGUGACGCUUUGGCAGUAUAUCCCUCUAAUGACACCGAGAUGGUCACGGAUUGGCUCUUAGCCUAUGGCCUGGAUCCGAGGGCUCACGUUAACGUUGCUAGUAGUAUAUGGUCAGUUGCUGAGCUUCAUGGACGUAUGUGUAGCACCCCCGGGUGA